AUGGUCAAACUCUCUACUCUGGUCGCCUUUGUAGGCCUUGUCCUCUCGCCCACCGCCGUCUCAGCCCACCCUGGCGAGCAUCCUUUCUCGCCAGAGAAGCGGCAGGAGACGCUCAAGAAGCAGGCAUUCAGCCACAUGGUCGCCCACAACAGCAAGAGAACGCUCGAUGCUGCGUGCGGUGGCCGUGCCGAAGAUGUGGCUGCCCGUCAGCAGCGUGCCAUGGAGCGCCGUUAUGCCAAAUUCCAGGAGCUGCGCAAGCAGCACAAUCUUGACCAUUGUAUGUUACCAUUUCCAUACUCUCCGCCACCUGCGUCAAUGGAACAGGACACUGACUCCACUCCCCCAUUCACAGUGAACACGGUCGAGCGCCGUGCCAAUGCCGACUUUGCACGCUACAACGCCGCGUCCCACAACCUCACGGGCCUCCGCCACUGGGACAGCGACACGCCGUCCCACACCGUCUUUGGCGCCAACACAAGCUGCGUCCUGACGCCCGACAACAUUGAGGGCCCGUAUUUUGUGUGGGGCGAGGACGUGCGGUCGGACCUGACCGACGGCCAGCCCGGCAUCCCGAUGCACCUCGAGCUGCAGCUCAUCGACGUGGAGACCUGCCUGCCCGCGCAGGCGGUCUUGGUCGACGUCUGGGCCUGCAACGCCACGGGCGCCUACUCGGGCGUGUCCGCCGCCGGCCAGGGCGGCCUCAACACGACGUUUUUGCGCGGCGUCCAGAUGAGCAAUGCCGACGGCGUCGUCGCCUUUGACACCAACUUCCCCGGCCACUACCUGGGCCGGGCCACGCACCAGCACGUGGUCGCCCACAUCGGCGCCGCGCUGGCCGCGACGAACCAGUCGUACACGGGCGGCACCGUCGCGCACAUUUCGCAGCUCUUUUUCGACCAGGCCCUGAUCCACCAGGUCGAGCAGACGUCGCCGUACAAUGCCAACCCCGUGCCCCUGACCACCAAUGCCCAGGACCUGUUCACCGGCUUCCCGGCCUCGCCGACCUACGAUCCCUUUGUCGAGUAUGUCUUUGUGGGCGACAACGCCGACCCGGCCUACGGCCUCUUGGCCUGGGUCGAGCUGGGCAUCAACACGUCGCUCAACUACGACGCGUAUGCCGCGCCGGCCGCGUUCCGGUACGAGGGAGGCAGUGUCGACAAUGCCAAUUUCUUCGAGGAGCAGAUUGUGGGCGCCUUUCCGCCGCCGACGCACGGCUGA
Sporothrix schenckii 1099-18 is the source of this 1218-nucleotide messenger RNA. RefSeq names its product GPI anchored dioxygenase. The coding region runs from base 1 to 1218 and encodes 405 amino acids. Lineage: Eukaryota; Fungi; Ascomycota; Sordariomycetes; Ophiostomatales; Ophiostomataceae. Gene Ontology annotation, molecular function: oxidoreductase activity, acting on single donors with incorporation of molecular oxygen, incorporation of two atoms of oxygen; iron ion binding. The record is from RefSeq and is a predicted model, not a curated record. The transcript has a single exon.